Molecule: messenger RNA, 514 nt
Organism: Closterium sp. Naga37s-1
Lineage: Eukaryota; Viridiplantae; Streptophyta; Zygnematophyceae; Desmidiales; Closteriaceae
Source: the annotation of a GenBank genome assembly
CAUCAGCACUACCAGCACUAGCAGUAUGGACCCACUGGGUUACUGGCUGCUGCUGGUGGCGUUUGCCCGUCUCUCCUCGGUAUACUUUGGCUAUUUCAACCUCUGGGCGCUGCAAGUCGCUGUCUACUCCAAACGCACCAUGUCUGAUGUUCACGGUCGCACCUUUGCCGUCUGGACAGCUGUCACCUGCACGCUCUGCAUCCUCUGUGCUCUGCACCUGGACAGCCGCCCGCUCUACCUCGCCACGCUCGCCUCCUUCCUCUUCGCCCUCCUGCACUUUCUGCUCGAGCUGCUCGUCUACAAGACCAUGACCCUCAAGAACUUUGCUGCUCCGUGCUUCUUCGCUUGUAAGUGUUCUUUGACCAUCCUCUGUGUUCUGCACCUGGCCUACUCUCUGUACCUCACCACCACGCUCGCAUUCUUCCUCUUCGCCCUCCUGCACUUUCUGUUCGAGCUGCUUGUCUACAACACCAUGAUGGAAUUGGGCAGAUUCAGCAGUGAAGAGGAUGUUUGA